Messenger RNA from Oncorhynchus masou masou (cherry salmon), 3834 nucleotides. RefSeq names its product phosphatidylinositol 3-kinase regulatory subunit gamma-like. The record is from RefSeq and is a predicted model, not a curated record. Bases 419 to 1897 code for a protein of 492 amino acids. Lineage: Eukaryota; Metazoa; Chordata; Actinopteri; Salmoniformes; Salmonidae. Gene Ontology annotation, molecular function: 1-phosphatidylinositol-3-kinase regulator activity. Gene Ontology annotation, biological process: insulin receptor signaling pathway; phosphatidylinositol phosphate biosynthetic process. The transcript has 8 exons. Gene Ontology annotation, cellular component: phosphatidylinositol 3-kinase complex.
UUGGAGCGGCGCCGACCGGCCAUACUGACAGACGUGGCUGGAAAUUACUAUAUUUUUUGCAGAACAUUUUCUGUGAGUAAAUGUAUUGAACCAAUUACGAGGUAGGCGCAAAUGAUUUUCUCCGAAAUUGGACUAAUGGACAAUCCUGCUACUGGCUGUCUAAUCUGAAAUCGGCCACAUAUGUUCCUAAAACGACUCGCCAUCAUGAUCCUUUCACUCUGGUGCAAGUAAAAGUUGUAUUUCUCACGCAUCGCAAGACAGGGAAAGAUACCGCACAACAAGACGGUUUGCAAUAUAAACGUUUGGAACGGGAUGUUUUAUCCCUCUGAAGUCUUAUUCUACAUCGAAAUGGAUCAAGCACCUCCAGUAUAAAAGACACCUGUCCAUCAACUCAAACAGUCACAUUCCAAACUCCACUAUGGCCAAGACCAAAGAGCUGUCAAAGGACACCAGAAACAAAAUUGUAGACCUGCACCAGGCUGGGAAGACUGAAUCUGCAAUAGCUCUCCCUCCCAGGUCAGCCAAACCCAUUACCUCCUUCAUGAACGACAACUGCCUAAGGGAAGCCCCAGUAUAUCCCCUGCAGGAUGCCGAGUGGUACUGGGGAGACAUUUCCAGGGAGGAAGUCAACGAGAAGCUCCGCGACACACCUGAUGGUUCCUUCCUGGUUCGUGACGCUUCCACUAAGAUACAAGGAGACUUCACGCUAACGCUGAGGAAAGACGGGCACAGCAAGCUGAUUAAGAUCUACCACCGUGAGGGGAAGUAUGGCUUUUCAGAGCCCCUGACCUUCUGCUCUGUAGUGGAGCUCAUCUGGCACUACCAGCACCAUCCUUUGGUGGAAUACAACGCUGUACUGGACGUCAUGCUCACACACCCUGUUUCCCGCUUCCAACAGGAUGAGCAGGUAGAAGUGGACAGUGUUGAUGUUGCCGGAAGGAAGCUACAGGAGUACCACAGUCAGUACCAGGAGAAGAGUCAGCAGUUUGACUGUCUGUACGAGGCCUACACUAAAACCUCACAGGAGAUCCAGAUGAAGAGAACUGCGAUAGAGGCCUUUAACGAGACCAUGCUGAUCUUCGAGGAGCAGUGUCGCGAGCAGGAGCGUUAUGGGGAGGAGUGUGAGAGGAGCAUUCGAUCUAAGGGAACAGAGAAGGACUUGGAGAGAUUCCUGAUGAACUAUGAGAAGCUAAAGUCUCGGCUGGGGGAGAUCUAUGACAGUAAGGUCCAUCUGGAACAGGACCUGAGGACCCAGGUCCAGGACUACAGAGAGACAGACAGGAGGAUCAACAGCCUCAGGCCUGACCUCAUAGAGCUACGCAACAUCAGAGACGAGUACCUCAAUUGGCUGAAUCACGAAGGUGUGCAACAGAAACGCAUUAACGAUUGGCUGGGGUUCCAAGACAAUAGCAGUGACAACACCUACGUGUUGAAGGGUGAGAGUGAGAGACUGGCGCACCAUGACGAGGGGAGCUGGUUCGUGGGCGAGCUGAGCAGGACCCAGGCUGAGGAGAUGCUGAUGGACAAACCCACCGGAACCUUCCUCAUUCGCGAGAGCAGCAAGCAGGGUUGCUACGCCUGCUCCGUAGUUGUUAAUGUAGAAGUGAAGCAUUGCAUGAUUUAUAGCACGCCACGUGGCUAUGGCUUUGCUGAGCCCUACGACCUCCACUGCUCUCUGAAGGAGCUCGUUCUGCACUAUCGCCUCAACUCCCUGGCACAGCACAACCAGGCCCUGGACGUCCGGCUGGAGCACCCUGUCCACGUCACUGCUGUCUCGUCAGCCUUGCCACACACAGCCACAGAGGACUGCCUGCUACAACAGACGGAGGAACACCACCUUCUACAGACUCAAACUAAACUACCUGCUGGACUCCCUGCAGCCGCUCCGGAGAUGUAGAUUAGUCAGCUGUGGGACGUGUUUGUGUACUGUAGCUAUCCUACAAGGACUACUUGAGGGUGGACUUGUUUGCGUACUGUAGCUAUCCUACAAGGACUACUUGAGGGUGGACGUGUUUGCGUACUGUAGCUAUCCUACAAGGACUACUUGAGGGUGGACUUGUUUGCGUACUGUAGCUAUCCUACGAGGACUACUUGAGGGUGGACUUGUUUGCGUACUGUAGCUAUCCUACGAGGCCUACUUGAGGGUGGACUUGUUUGCGUACUGUAGCUAUCCUACGAGGACUACUUGAGGCUGGACUUGUUUGCGUACUGUAGCUAUCCUACGAGGACUACUUGAGGGUGGACUUGUUUGCGUACUGUAGCUAUCCUACAAGGACUACUUGAGGGUGGACUUGUUUGCGUACUGUAGCUAUCCUACGAGGACUACUUGAGGGUGGACUUGUUUGCGUACUGUAGCUAUCCUACGAGGACUACUAGAGGGCGGACGUGUUUGUGUACUGUAGCAACUUGAGGGCGGACAUGUUUGCGUACUGAAGCUAUCCUACGAGGACAACUUGAGGACGUUCUUUUCUCAAAGAAGAAUGUGUGAAAUUUGCACUAGGAUGAUUCCAACUGAUUGGUGAAUGUAAUUUCACUUAAUUGGAACUUUGACCGGAACUUGAAUGUCUGCUAGGACUUUGUUUUUUAUAAGAUUCUGUUUGUUAUUUGUUUGUUUUUUGUACCCAUUUUUCACCUUUUCUUUCAUGGGAUUUGAUUUGUUUUAGUGGACCUGGUCAUCCGGGAGAUGACUGACUACAUAUACUAUGUCACAAUAUGUUGGUAUUUGUCAGGUGCUGUUUUUUAUUUGGACUUCUAGGGUCCCAUUUUGACAACACAAGUACUGGUGCUAAUGUAAAAUGAGAUUGUAAUACACCCAAUACCUUGGAAUUUUGAAUUUAUUUCAAACAUUUUAAUUGUUGUGAUUUCCAUGCACGGAAGAUUCCAAAAGUGUAAUUAGAAUAUAAUGGUACAGAAAAACAAGAUGGCUGACUCAGUGGCAUAGCGAGCUGUGGUACACAUACCAAACAUGUUCUGGGUAUUUCAGUACAUAGUCAUGCAAAUAUAGGAACUGAUGUGGCGCAUCUUGACAGUAGCGCUGUUUUUUUUGUUGUCAAAAUAUAACCCAGUUACCAGUUUAUAUGUAUUGUAUGUAGCAUAAACAAUUUUCUGGAUAUCCUUAGAAUGACAUUUUCCAUAUUGUAUCCAAUAACCAAAGCACUUGCUAUUAGUGAUAAAAGUAUAUAUUCCGACCAGAAUAUUACAUUUAUGGUGAUGGCGGAAAACACACCACACGUGCUUGAUCAAAACAUAAAUUGAAGUACUGUAUAUUAUAUUCUGUUAUUCAAAGUAUAAGCUUUUUGUAUUUUUUGAUAUUAUAUAUUUUCUGAAAUAUGCCACAGAAGAUGAAAGCUUGAGGAAAGUGCAAUCCAACAGUAUUUGUAAUUUUAGAAAUUCAUUAUUAUAAUUAUGGGGGGUCAUCAGCUUUUGCCACAGAAAUGCACUAACUUUUAAUUGGUGGUGUUAUUCAUCUGAUGACGUGACCUUUUAAGAACAUUGUGUGAACUGCCAGAGAUGCGGAAGUGUACAUUCUGUCUCUAUUACUUGAACUGUGGCAUUGCUCAAUAAGAGCGAUUAAUAUUUCCUCAAGACAUGUAGGCCUUCAUAGCUUAAGGAAAAUAAUACAUUUUGUUCUUGGCACAUAUGUCAAGUUUGAGGACAAAAGACACUCUGUAUUGAGAUACUGUAAAACUGUUGUGGUUGGUUGGAUGGAGGGUGUUUUAGUCUUUCUUAAAAACUAGACAGGAGCAUUGAGGAAACUCCUGGGGCGACUUUAAGCAAUGUGAGAUUCUUAAUUUUUCUUGCUGAAGACAAUAAACUGAUGAGGGUUUUGUUGAA